This is a messenger RNA of Microtus oregoni (creeping vole), 1386 nucleotides long. Its product is annotated as sulfotransferase family cytosolic 1B member 1-like. Bases 137 to 1057 code for a protein of 306 amino acids. The transcript is spliced from 8 exons. Lineage: Eukaryota; Metazoa; Chordata; Mammalia; Rodentia; Cricetidae. Gene Ontology annotation, molecular function: sulfotransferase activity. Gene Ontology annotation, cellular component: cytoplasm. The record is from RefSeq and is a predicted model, not a curated record. Gene Ontology annotation, biological process: sulfation.
AGUCAAAGUUCACUUUGUACUAUAGUUUAGUGUCUGAAGCCGAGCAUUCGUUAGACAGAUUCUGACUUUUAUUUGUUCUCCACGGGUUUGCUGCUAAUAGGCAGUCUGUUCUGCAUCUGUACAACCUGCUACAAAAAUGGGUUCUCCAGAAGUUUGGAGGAAAGAUAUGAAGAUGAUCAAUGGCUAUCCUAUGGUCUAUGCUUUUGCACUCAAUUGGGAAAGGAUGGAAGAGUUCCAGGGCAGACCAGAUGACAUUGUGAUAUCCACAUUCCCUAAAUCAGGUACUACUUGGAUUAGUGAAAUUGUUGACAUGGUUCUAAAUGAUGGAGAUACUGAAAAAUGUAAGAGAGACGUCAUUACUACUAAAAUUCCAAUGCUGGAACUGUAUGAACCUGAACAAAAUAUAUCAGGUAUUGAAUUCUUAAAGACAACUCCAUCGCCUCGGGUUAUAAAGACACAUCUACCUACUGAUCUACUCCCGAAAAGUCUCUGGGAGAACAAAUGCAAGAUGAUUUAUAUGGCUCGAAAUGCCAAGGAUGUUACUGUCUCGUAUUAUCAUUUUGACUUAAUGAAUAAUCUACACCCUGUUCCUUGCACCUGGGAAGAAUAUGUGCUGAAAUUCCUAGAUGGAAAUGUGCCUUAUGGUUCAUGGUUCAAUCACGUUAAGACUUGGUGGGAAAAGAAGAAAGAUCAUCCACUACUUUUCUUGUACUAUGAAGAUUUAAAACAGAACCCAAAGGAAGAAAUCAAAAAGGUUGCCAGCUUUCUAGGCAAGACCUUGGAUGAGAAGACCUUGGACAAGAUUAUCCAUCACACCUCUUUUGAAAUGAUGAAGGACAACCCCAUGGUCAAUUAUACUCAUCUGCCCUCAUCAAUGAUGGAUCACAGCAAAUCCCCUUUCAUGCGAAAAGGUACUAUUGGUGACUGGAAAAAUUACUUCACAGUGGCCCAAAAUGAGAUAUUUGAUGCCGUCUAUGAGAAGGAAAUGUCUGGAACAACACUUAAGUUCUGCACAGAGAUCCAAAGUUGUUGCUGCAAAUUCCUAAGUGACUACUGAAUUGGAGGAAUAGCAUUUUUGAAAAACAACAUGGACUUGUUUCAGGUCAUGAAACUUGCAUUCUUGUUCCUGAUAACAUUGCACAGACGACUGCACUUUCCCACGUGAUCCUCCUUGUCAUAGUAUGUAGGAUUAUACCACCCUUGCUAUAGACACAACUUGCAUGGUUGCACAUGGACUGCAUUUUUCCACACUUGCCCUGCCUUCUAGAUCCUGAAUAUCUGAUCCAGAACACUGUGGUCAAUGGCUAUAAUGGCUUCUCAUGCUGUUGACUCAUUACUCAUCUUUCUGCCAUAGGCCUAUUUGGAUAGCACAGAUCAUGUCCCAAA